AUGGCCACUGCGAGGCUCGAUUACGUCGCUCCGUGGUGGACUUAUUGGCUCCACAAUUUCCCUCACCUUAACUUUGUCUUUGAGUCCGUGGACAACACUUUCAAACCGGAGGAGCCCAGCUACCAGCAGUCUGUCGUGGCGUUUGCGUUCCUGGGCGCCCUGGGCCUCUGCGUGAGCCUGCUGACCCUGGCCUCGUACCUGCUGUGGCUGUGUCUGUGUCGCCAUGACGUCGACGAGGAAACCAAGAGGCCAGAAACCUGCUGCAUCACAUGGGGCGUGGUUUUAUCUGGACUCAUCAUCUGGUGA
This is a messenger RNA of Knipowitschia caucasica, 306 nucleotides long. Lineage: Eukaryota; Metazoa; Chordata; Actinopteri; Gobiiformes; Gobiidae. The record is from the annotation of a GenBank genome assembly.